AUUAAUACCAAUUUCUCAAAUUGUGGCGUACGUCGAAGCUAAGUCAUUGGAAGAAAUGGAAGAAUCAGUGAGGGGGAGAGGAUGGGGUGGUGAGGUGCUCGAGAAAACCAGGCUGAAUGAUGGACCUUCGCACUCAGAUAUAGGGUGGUCUUUAUGUCUCUGAAUGACUAAAGCUAAGAUUCUAAGCUCUAUUUGAGAAUACCUUGAACUGCUCAAACGUUUAGUGUCGUGAAGAAAAGAAUGAUCUCCAGAAGCCAAUAUGACACCCACAAGCCAAAAGAGCUUCGUCGCCUUUAUGAGCCCCUGGCAGUUUUGUACGAAUUGACUAUGAAGGACGCAACGAAGCCGCGCUCCAUUUUCUCGACCAACACUCACGGGAUCAGCAUCAUGGAACGUCGCCGAAAUUUUGUCGAUGCAAUCGCUUUUAUCGGCGCAUAUAGAAAAGAGUGCGAGAUCGCCGUUGCUGUAGAACGGCAGCCAGAUGGGCUUAUCGUUCGAGUCGCGGGCACUGGCGAUAUUGAUGGAAUUGUUGUUCCAUUUCUCAGCGAACUCCUACACCGAUUAUCGAACAUCGUGAACUUACCAAAAGAUGAGAUCAAGGGCGACAAAAAGAAGAGGAUCCUUUCCUCUCUUUCAGACGUCGCGAUCGAAUUCGCUAAAGAGAAAGUAUUUGCUCACUACAUGAAACUGUUGCACGGCGAUAUUGCUCCCGUAUGCUUGGCUGAUAUGGCAAUGGGACUAAAUGACUCGGUCGAUUUCAAUGUUUGGUUUCAAAAGAAUUUCUACAAAAACGGCGCACCUUUGACUCAGGAACACAUGAGGCCCCUAGCAAAAGAAUGCUUUAAUGCGAGUCGGUCUGGACUGUUAAACCCUCUAAGAAGGUUUAUAUGUCAUGGAUAUGAACAUGCUGCCCAUUUUGAGAAGUUCUAUAAGCAACUUCGGAAAUUGAGUCGGACUAUCGACAUGACUUCUCAACUUUUUGAGUCUGCUAUCUCUCUGCGUCAAGAUUUCGCAAAUGAUCUUGCGGUACAAAGCAUACCGUCCUCCCCAAACUUGCCGAUUCCUCUUCUUCCACGAAAGCUGACUAUUGAGGGCAUCGCGGGUCGGAUAUUCUCCGACGCCUCAAAAGGGGAUGAUUUUCGCCAGAAGCUCGAAGUGAUCGCUCCACCCGGGUUAACCCAAGCCUUAAAGCACUAUUCAAAGACAGUUCUUACUGAAGUUCACCCCGAGCUCCUGGUGAUAAACUACUUUGACACACUUCUGGAUGGCGGUUUCAUUGACGAAGGCGACAAAUACAUUGGUUGUACAAAGCCAAGCUGCUAUCUAUGUCAUCUCUUCAUUUCGUACCACCCCGCGAGAUAUGCUAUGAUAUCCUCGAGCUCCAGAAUGUGCCUAAAUUGGCGUCUACCGGAUAUCUCGCGCGAAGAAUGCAAUGCCAUGGCUCGCGCUGAAAACCAGAAAUAUGUCCUCCAGAAGUUGAUCAAUACUAUCCGAAUUCAGCUAGAGGAGAAAGUGGACAACCAGUGGGCCCUACAGCCUCAUUGCACUGAAUCAGAAACUGAGUGGACACCACCUGUUGAUGACGAUAUUUUCAAUUACAGCUCGCAGAUAUCCAGUCUAGAAUUAACGCCUGGUUAUCCAGUCGCUUCCACCGAACCACUUACCACAGAGUUUGAUACUGGUUCAGACGAGACCUCGGGUGCGGGCAGAAACGCUGAUCAAGAUACGGAGGACGUAGUCCUAUUCAAGGGCAGAUGCCGGUUUUAGUCUUAGAAGACUUGUCCGUUAGUUUGCAUUCUACAAGGCCCGUGGGCCUUGGAAAACACAUACGAGUCACCUGUUUAUUUUGUGGCACACUUGCAGGAACUACCUUGAAGUUCACAUGAGGCACUCCCCUCGAUUCUUCAAAUUCUGGCCACAACGAAACACCUGUAAACAUAUGAAGCAGCUCAACCAAAAAAAAGAUACAGCCCAAGCCCUAGAACACCGCUACCUGCCUAGCGAGUAACAUGACAGUCGCAUUUACAGGGCUGAUCAGCAUUAACGGUGAAGCAUAACGCCCCCAUCUUCCAAGUCAACAUCGUCCUUGGCACUUAUCUCUGUUAACAAUCACUUAAUUGGAUCAAAGCACGGACAGAGUGGUCGGAGGUCUUCGGUAUUGGUCUUGCUCUAUUGCUAUUGGCAAUUGAACUUGCCCCUGCAGUCGAGUCUGCAUGAUAUUUUCUUGGAGCUACCUGCUGCCGCAUCUCAUUCCGAAGGCCUGACUGAAGGUUUUCCGUCACUUGAUUUAGGAACUGCUUGUGCCGUCUGAGCUUGUCAGUAUAAUUGCGAUCGUUAGCUCGUACGAUAGGCAGACACCAAGCAUGGUAUAGUUUCUGCAAAGGUAGCAUGCCGGUUUGCUACAGCCAACGUACUUGUCGUCGUUAUCGAGGAAGUCCACGUCAAUCUUGUCGAAGUAGUCAAUCAAUAAAAUCUCUGCGUGGACUCGAACUCGACCCUUUUCCUUGUACAACUUCAGAGACUGGUAUAUUCC
This is a messenger RNA of Monascus purpureus, 2533 nucleotides long. The record is from the annotation of a GenBank genome assembly. NCBI's taxonomy places the organism in Eukaryota, Fungi, Ascomycota, Eurotiomycetes, Eurotiales, Aspergillaceae.